This is a messenger RNA of Salvia splendens (bonfire salvia), 1481 nucleotides long. RefSeq names its product probable serine/threonine-protein kinase PBL3. The coding region runs from base 239 to 1357 and encodes 372 amino acids. Gene Ontology annotation, biological process: protein phosphorylation. Gene Ontology annotation, molecular function: ATP binding; protein kinase activity. The transcript is spliced from 6 exons. Lineage: Eukaryota; Viridiplantae; Streptophyta; Magnoliopsida; Lamiales; Lamiaceae. The record is from RefSeq and is a predicted model, not a curated record.
AUUCCCCAAAAUUGGGUAUAUUUAUAAGAGAUUUGAGCUGCAGAUUUUCAUCUCCAAUAGCCGCAUUUGUGGAAGACAAAACUUCAAAGGCGUGUGCACCACAGUUGAAUUUUACCGAUUUGAUAGUCAAAGCUAGAUGAUGGCGGCUUCCACAUGUGGUGGAUCAUUGUCUCAACAUUCUGUUCUCAAUUAUCUACGCUUCAUUAUCCAAAAAAGAUAUUGAAUUUUUUGAGAUUCAAUGUCGAGGAACUAUGAUAACUGGGAGAAGUUGGUCGCAGCUGUUCUAAAGAGAGAAGAUUUCCGGCGGCUUGCACUCUGUGACAGCUUCAGCACCUCAAAUUCAACUGAUUUCAGCGCACGUCCCAGCUUUGAUUCCGAUGUUCCUCACGAUUAUAGAUAUUCUAACGAGAGGCUCGAUCCGGGAGAUAUUUCUAGUCAGGAAACUUUCGUCUUCCGUAAUGUGAAGGUCAUAGAGUAUGGGGAGAUAAAAAAAGCUACCAAAAACUUUCACCCAGGCAUGCUGUGGGGAAAAGGGGCAGAGGCAUUCGGCUGUGUUUAUAAAGGAUGGAUCCAUGAACACAAUCUUACUGCAGCGAAGCCUGGAAGUGGGAUUACUGUUGCUAUCAAGAAGUUGAAUCGUGGAGGUUAUCAAGGAAAUAAGCAGUUGGCAGAUGAAAUACAUUAUUUGAGUCAACUCCGUCACCCGAAUUUGAUCAAACUUGUUGGAUAUAGCUGCAACGCAGACAACAGGAUUUUGGUAUAUGAGUUCAUGCGCAAAGGAAGCUUGGACAACCAUUUGUUCGCAAGAGGGCAUAACUUCCUUAAUUGGGCAACAAGAGUCAAAGUGGCUAUAGGUGCUGCAAGAGCUAUUGCCUUCUUGCAUGACUUGGAAAUACCGGUCAUACAUCGAAAUAUUAAGAGUAGUAACAUUCUUUUAGAUGGUGACUUUAACACCAAGUUGUCAGGCUUUGGUCUUGCAAGAGAUGGUCUCUGGAGUCAUGUAUCAAUUAAAGUUAUGGGUACAUAUGAAUAUGCUGCUCCGGAGUACGUGGAAACAGGUGAGUUGACUAUGGGAUCUGAUGUGUAUGGUUUUGGAGCAGUUUUGCUAGAAAUAAUGUCAGGGCGUCGAAUUAUUGACUCCAAACAGCCUGCGGGAGAGCAUAAUCUGAUUGAUUUUGCAAAACCUUAUUUGAAUGACCAAAAAAGACUGGCGCGAAUUGUGGAUAGCAAAUUAGAGGGUAAAUACCCUCCCGAAGAUGCAUAUGAAGUUGCCAAGAUAUGUCUGCAAUGUCUGAGUAUAGAUGAAGGAUUAAGACCAAAAAUGUCUGAGGUUUUAGGUGUGCUUGAAUCACUGUAAUAUGUAUCUAUAAACAUAUGAAUACUAUGUAUCUUACUUUGUUUUAUCUAAGUCUAUUCCUCUGAAUAUGGAAUGGUCUUAGCAGAUGAAAAUGUUGACUGAUGAAAAACGGAAUUAUAUACUA